Molecule: messenger RNA, 450 nt
Organism: Peniophora sp. CBMAI 1063
Lineage: Eukaryota; Fungi; Basidiomycota; Agaricomycetes; Russulales; Peniophoraceae
Source: the annotation of a GenBank genome assembly
AUGUUUGGCUCGUUUCUGAGAACCUUACCGGAGAUCACCCUCUUUCACAACAAAACGUCGCCAACAUCCGUGAAGGCCUUAGCUUUACUUCAAUCUGCUCUCUCCGACCCAUAUCCUCCACAUACAUCCAAAGCACCACUAAAGUUCAACCUAACUAUCGCGGAGAACCCACCCACCGCGGAUCAAAUCAGGACAAUGCUACCAUACCUCACACGCUCGGACUCGCCCGCAGCACUGUUAUCGUCACAUCCAUCUGCACCUAGCGGCGAGGACCGACCCACGACCCCCGAAGGCGUAGUCGAUGUAGCUACUCGCACGCCGAGUGCGCUUAAAUGGCCUAUUGUCGUCGAUUGGAACUCGGGUCGCGCGGCUGCCGGGAGUCUAGAUGGAGUUGCCGAGAUGCUUGAGUACCUGCGGAAAGUUCGUGAUGAAGAAGUGAAAGAGUCGUGA